This is a messenger RNA of Ictidomys tridecemlineatus (thirteen-lined ground squirrel), 1462 nucleotides long. RefSeq lists its product as uncharacterized. The record is from RefSeq and is a predicted model, not a curated record. Gene Ontology annotation, cellular component: keratin filament. NCBI's taxonomy places the organism in Eukaryota, Metazoa, Chordata, Mammalia, Rodentia, Sciuridae.
GACAGCCUCCCAGGUAAACAAGCAUCCCUGUGAUGGCCAGGAGCCGGCCCAGCAACACGGAAGGAGAGGCUGUGGGCUGGGCACCACAGGGACCCGGCAGGUAUAAAAGCCAGAGCCCAGAGCUCCCCACACACACCCACAUUCACCCACACACCCACCCACACACCCACCCACCCUCCUCCAGCACACCCACCAUGGCCGCCUCCACCAUGUCCGUCUGCUCCAGCUCUUGCCCAGAGUCCUCCUGGCAGGUGGACGACUGCCCAGAGAGCUGCUGCGAGCCCCCCUGCUGCACCCCCAGCUGCUGCCAGCCCAGCAGUUGCCAGCCCAGUUGCUGCGCCCCAGCCCCCUGCCUGACUCUCCUCUGCACCCCAGUGAGCUGUGUGUCCAGACCCUGCUGCCAAUCAGUCUGCACCAGCUCCUGCACCCCCUCCUGCUGCCAGCAGUCUAGCUGCCAGUCUGAUUGCUGCAGCUGCUCCCCCUGCCAGCCAUCCUGCUGUGUGUCCCUCUGCUGCAAGCCCGUCUGCUGUAAGCCCGUGUGCUGUGUGCCACUCUGCUCUGAGGCUUCCUCCUCCUGCUGCCAGCAGUCUAGCUGUGAGCCCUCUUGCUGCUCCUCUUCCCCCUGCCAGCAGUCCUGCUGUGAGCCCUCUUGCUGCUCAUCCUCCCCCUGCCAGCAGUCCUGCUGUGUGUCCCUCUACUGCAAGCCUGUCUGCUGCAAGCCCGUCUGCUGUGUGCCCAUCUGCUCUGGGGCUUCCUCCUCCUGCUGCCAGCAGUCUAGCUGCCAGUCUGACUGCUGCAGCUCCUCCCCCUGCCAGCCGUCCUGCUGCGUGCCCGUCUGCUGCAAGCCCGUCUGCUGCUACAGACCCUCCUCCUGCGUGUCCCUGCUCUGCCGCCCCGUGUGCAGGCCCGCCUGCUGCGUGCCCGUCUCCUCCUGCUGUGCCUCCUCCUGCCAGCCCAGCUGCUGCCGCCCGGCCUCCUGCGUGUCCCUGCUCUGCCGCCCCAGCUGCUCCCGCCCGGCCUGCUGUGGUGACUCCUUGGGCCAGAGGUCCUGCUGCUGAGUGCUCUUCCUGGGCCACCCAGAGCUGGGAGCCCACUGCCUCCUGCACCCAGGCUUCUGUACUAGUGUCCCCCCCUGAGCCUGCAGGGACUGGUGGUCACCUGCCUCCUACUCCUGUUUGGGUAGCUCCAUCCCUUAAGGACUGACUGUCCAGUCCCUCCAUGGCCAUCUCUGCACUACCAGGUGGACGGCAGCCCCAGCAAGGCCAUCCGGCUCCUGCUGGCCGGAAGCCGCAUGUGGCCUAAGACUCUCCUGCAGCUGGCCGCUCAGCCCUCCCACCCCAGGCCUGCGAAGAGCCCCCGCUGCCCGCUCUGGGUCCGGCUGCUCCCCGGGCUCUGAGCCUCUCCCCCUCUGGCCCUCACUCUGGGAGCCUGUGGGACGCCCCAAUAAAGUCUCCCACGAACA